CGCAUUUUCACCGUUCUUGACUUGCAGCCAUACCACGGCUCAAAUUGAAAUUUUAACUAACUGCUCGAAAUAGGCAAAAUUAUAACGAAAACCGACGAAAAUGGCGCAAAACGCACCCGCCUGCAGGGACACACAGGAUUUUCAAUUUAAAUUGCACGACAAAUUCGUGGCGUUCAAAAAAUGCGGCGACCCCCGCAGCAAUGUGAAAUUGCUGGCGAUCUCCAGCAGCCGGGGAUUGCUAUUUGCGGGGAAUCCCAGCCAGCCGGAACUGAAGGUGAUCAUCGCCAAGGAUCUGGCCAAUGCCAAGAGCACGGGACAGCAGCCACAGGCGCGACUGGUGCCACUGCCCAGUGUUCCCAACUACAUCGCCUGCAGCUCCGAUGGCAAUCUGCUGGCCGUGAACCACACCCAGAACGGCACCAGCCUGCUCAGCAUCUAUUCAGUGCAAUCCUUCAUGACCCCGGACAUUCGACCCGUUUACAACAUCCGCCUGGCGGCCGAGGACCACGUGCACGCCGUCCAGCUGCUCUGGAAUCCCGUGCUGCCCAACAGCCUGGCCGUCGUUCUGAGCAACGGAGCACUUGGCAUGUAUGCUCUCAAAGAGGCCGGCAACUUUGAAAUGCAUUCGCUGGACAAGAGCCAGCAGGUGAAGUGCGGCUGUUGGUCGCCGAAGGGUAAACAGAUCGUUCUCGGCUUUCCCGCCGGCAAGGUGCAGCAGUUCAAGCCGGAUCUGACGCCCGCCAAGACGCUGUUGUGUCCACCGAACAUCCAUGACGCCCCCUUCGACACCAUCGCCAUCCAGUGGCUGUCGACGUUCCAGUUUGCGGUGAUCUUUCUGCAGCACGGCGAGGACUGCAAUCCCUCGCUGUACAUUCUCAACGCCCCGAAGGCCGGGGCACCCAGCUACAUCAACUACUACGACAUCUGCUACAGCCUGAAUGGUCCGCGGAAUCAUCAGUUCAUCUUCAGCCAUGUGGCACCGUGGAAUCUGCUGCUCGUAGUCUCGGCCAAUGGCGUGGAGGUGGGCGUCAUGGGCACCUUGGAGGCCGGGGAUACACCCACCUGGCACCAGUUCACUUUGCUGGAUGAGGCGCGCAUUGAGCUGCCUUUAAAUGAGAGCAAUCAGGAGGAGACCUUCCCUCUGGGCUUUGCCUACGAUACAUCCUCCACGCACCAGCUUACCAUUAAUGAGCAAAAGCUGCAGACCAUGCCCAUGGUGCACGUUUUGGGUUCGGAUGGAACUUUGCUCUCCUUCAAUUUCCUGAACUUGCUGCCGACAGCGGUGUCUGUUUGCUCGCCACCUCCACCAGUGGCAGAUACUUCGGGACAGUUCAGGCCGCUGAACACGCUGCUUCCCAAUGAGGAGGAGGAGCAGCCGACUGUGGCGGCCAGUCCGCCGCCCAAAACUCCUGCGGUGUCUGCUCCCUCUGACAUAUCGUUCGCCUUCACAUCGAAUACGGUUACUUCAACGCCGGCUCCCUCGAAAGAUAAGCCUCCAUCGCUAUUCUCAGGCUUUGGAGCAGCUGCAGCCAAACCUCCUGCUCCGCAGCUGUCCUUUGACGCUGCUCCUCCUUCGUUUGGAGCUCCAACUACCGCUCCAGCCAAGCCAUCCACUGCAUUUAGUGGAUUUGGAGCGCCAGCAACGACUGCCGCAAUGGGUUCAAUGUUCUCCGCACCCGGAACGAAUGCCUUUGGCGGAAUGGCAACAAACAAACCAGCAGGUACUACUGUGGCGCCCCGCGUAGCAGCUCCAGAAACCGCUGCUCCUGCAGCUGCUCCAGCUGCUGUAAACAAACCACUUUACACUGUUCCUCCAACAUUCACACCGGUGGCCUCGAAGGCAGCACCACCGGCUGCUCCUCCAAGUGUAGAGAGCACCCUUAAGCCAGAUGAUACGGAGCCUAUUAUCAAGGAUAUGAUUGCCCUGCAAAUCGAUGCCUUUAGCCAGGAUAUUCAAAAGCAGAAGGAUCAGACCAGCGAGCUGCUCAAAGGCAUUGCAGCCCCAUCAACUCUGAGGGUAUUUGCCAAACGCUUGGAUGACCUCCAGGAGCUAAACGAACAAGCCAAGGAUGUGGAGUUUGAGUUGGAUGUGCAGGGAUUGCGGCAGGGUCUGAAUGAGGCCUAUGCCAUCGUAGCCGAGUGCCGUGGCAAGCUAGAAAUUUACAGGAAACCAGAUAUCACUCGUCUGAUGAACUCAAGCUCCUGCGAUCCCGCUGGCCGCCGAAUGCUGGCUCGCCUGCAGAGCUACGUGGCCGCCAAUGAGGCUCAGCUGCGUCUCGCCCAGCAGCAUGUCGAUGUGCAGUGGGAGCAGUUCCAGGAUGUGGUGCGUCGCAACUCCAAGUCUCGCAUGCACAUGCCUUGCUUGGAGGGCAUCUACCAGCGACUGACCAGACUGCAAAACCUCGCUUCUGACCAGCGCAUCCUGCAGAACAACCUCAAAGCCAAGCUCAAGGAGCGCGGAUUGCUUCAGGCCGCCCUUCUCGACCAGGAAAACAGUCGCACCCGGACCAACGAAGCAGUGGAAACACUGGCUGACUCCAUUCUCUCGAUGAGUCUUAGCCAGGUUGUGGACUCCAAUGCAGCCAAACUCACGCAUCAGAGGCUGCAGAAGAUCCGAAAGGUUGUCCAGCUGCAGAAGAUCAAUAUUAUUUGUCCCCAGCGACCGGAUCGCGUAGGACUCAAGUCUGAGGUUAUUUUGGAAACCAAGCGCAGGGCGGAGCUGAUUAAAAAGGCGGCCGCCAAGCCAGCAAUGGCCAACAAGUACACCCAAGCAGCAGUGGCUCCACCUCCUGCACCAUCGGCUGCUCCCACAGCUCAGAAUCUGCCGACGGUGACUCCUCAGCUGCCAAAACCGAUGCCAUCUAAACCGGUGGCUGUGGAAAAACCUCUUCCUGUGGCGACCCCUGUGUCGACACCAUUCUCCUUCAGCCAGAGCAGCCCGUUUGUGAAGACCUCCACUGUGACUUCUACGACAAAUACUGUGACUCCUGGCGAGGCUGCUAAACCAGGUCUGUCCAUUUUCGGCGGUCUGAGUAGCGGUAGUUCCAGCUUCAGUUUCGGUGGUGGCGGUGCCAAGUCGGCGCUCUCAUUCGGCGGAGGAUCGCCAUCGGUGGAAUCGGCUCCAGUACCGAAACCAGUGAUUGAAAGAGAACAGUCUGCUCCAGAGCCAGCUAAGCCUAAGGAACAAAAACCAGGACUUGAAAUCAAGCCAGUUAAAGCUGGUCCGGAAGCAGCAAAAGUAGCGCCACAAACACCAAAGGCAGACACUGCUAACAAAUCCUUUGGCUUUGGAGGCUUUACAGGCACAGGUGGAGCUGUGGGAAGUGCUUCUAGCUCUCCGUUCAGCUUUGGUGGAUUGGGAUCAUCCCUUGGCUUCGGCGGAACCGCCCCUGCCGUUCCGACAUCGGAAGCUCCUAGCACCACAGCCACAGCAGCAGCCACAUCCGCUUCACCUGCUCCCUUUGGCUUGUUCUCGGCAGCUGUGGCCAAACCAACACCCAGUGAAGCCACCGUGACUAGCAGCACCACCUCGACCACCAGCAAACCAACGCCUGUAAUUGCAUCCACCACUUCAACUAAUGCUCCUGUAAGCACGGCAAGCGGAGGGACCACCAACUCAGAUCCCACUGGCGGUCUUUUCGGCUCUGUGAACAUUUGCAAGCCAAACACUCCAUCAGAUUCGACCAAACCAGCCAAAAUUUUUGGAGGUCUCAACAGUGGUUCGGACUCUGGCAGCUUUUCGUUUGGCGGAGGAGCUGGGGAUACCGCGAAGGGACUAUUUGGCAGCAUCACUCAAUCUGCAACGACUACAGCAGCUGCUACAACCGUUAUGGAGACCGCAGUCAAAACGGAUCCCAUCACAACAACGGCAGCACCAGCUGCAAGUGUGACCACGACUGCUGCAGCUAGUCCAGCAGCAAUUCCCCCGGCAGCGACACCAGCCACAACUAGCGCAACAGCAGCAUCCAGCAGCGCUGUUCCUGGCAGCGCCUUCUCCUUCUCUAACGCCUUUAGCAGCCUGAGCGCAGGAGUUUCGCCAACUACUACUGCUGCUGCUGCUGCUCCCUUGGUUGCCACCAGCUCCACCGCAUCCACAACCAGUAACUCGUCGACCUCAGUGUUCGGAGGCGGCUUUGCAGCAACAGCAUCGACAGCGGCUCCAGUGGUCAGCCCCUUCCAAACGGCUGCAAAGACUACAGCUCCGAGUGGAAACAUUUUCGGCAGCAUACCUAAGCCGGAGACCAGUGUUUUUGGAGCUGCUCCUCCGAAUCCCACGGCUGCGGCAGCACCAGCUGCCCCUCCCACGGGUCUCUUUGCGUCGGCUGCCAUUAGCAACCCGUCGCCUUUCGGUAGUCCCCCAACUGCAGCACCAGCCUCUGGCGGAAACAUCUUUGGCCAAGCUGCCAAGCCAAAUGUAUUUGGACAACCAGCGCCUGCAGCCGAAGGCGGAGGAUCUAUUUUCGGCGGUGGAACCAAUUCACCAUUUGGAUCGGGCUCUAUUUUCGGGGGAAGCAAUCCGCAGAGUCCUGUCGGUGCCCCAGCUGCUGGAGGUACCUCAAUCUUUGGCCAAAGUGUGUUUGGUCAGCCAGCGGCAGCUUCACCGACAGCAGGUGGAAACAUAUUCUCCAAUCCAGUGGGCACUCCGCAAGCCUCUGCCUUUGGGGGCGGGGGAAGUUCAAUCUUUGGAUCCCCUGCUCCAGCUACAGCUUCGCCUGUCUCUGGCGGCUCGAUCUUUGGUGGUGGCAGCAGCUCCGGCGGAUUUGGUUCCUUCUCGCAGACAGCGCCAGCUCAGGGUGCAUUUGGAGGUGGAUUUGCCCAGGGCGGAGGUGGAUCAGUGGCCCAGUCGGGCUUUGGGUCACCUCAAACGCCGCAGCAACAGCCGGCACCAGGCGGAUUUGGAGCCAAGCCAGUUUUUGGAUCGCCGGCCUUCGGAGCGAGUCCCACCUUUGGGGGAGGAGCCACCUUUGGCAGUCCCAAGGGAUUUGGUGGAUUCGGCGCGGCCACCCCUGUGGCCUCACCUCCAGCGUUCGGUGCUGCACCCAAGCCGGCCCAGGGAAAUAUCUUUGAAACACUGGGUGGCCAGGAAUCUGGCCUCUCCUUCGGAAAUCUGGCCCAGACCGGAAAUUCCAAUACCCAGAAACCAGCCUUCGGAGGAUCGAGCUUUAUGAAUUAUCGUUGAGUCCAGUUUAAGUAACUUUGUUUGUUCAGUUUUAGAGGUUUAGCAUUAUUAAAAUCUGAAAAUUCCCAAAAA
Messenger RNA from Drosophila subpulchrella, 5251 nucleotides. RefSeq names its product nuclear pore complex protein Nup214 (gene Nup214). Gene Ontology annotation, biological process: RNA export from nucleus; protein import into nucleus. Gene Ontology annotation, molecular function: protein binding; structural constituent of nuclear pore. The record is from RefSeq and is a predicted model, not a curated record. The coding region runs from base 101 to 5179 and encodes 1692 amino acids. Gene Ontology annotation, cellular component: nuclear pore. Lineage: Eukaryota; Metazoa; Arthropoda; Insecta; Diptera; Drosophilidae. The transcript is spliced from 8 exons.